Messenger RNA from Mus pahari (shrew mouse), 2276 nucleotides. It is a transcript of the gene Dnttip2, whose product is annotated as deoxynucleotidyltransferase terminal interacting protein 2. The transcript is spliced from 6 exons. Gene Ontology annotation, cellular component: nucleolus. Gene Ontology annotation, molecular function: RNA binding. Lineage: Eukaryota; Metazoa; Chordata; Mammalia; Rodentia; Muridae. The coding region runs from base 51 to 2228 and encodes 725 amino acids. Gene Ontology annotation, biological process: RNA processing. The record is from RefSeq and is a predicted model, not a curated record.
GUCGGAACAGAGGGAGCCGCGCUGGCUGCCGGGAGUCCGGAGUCGGAAAGAUGGUGGUCACCAGGUCCGGACUCUCCCGGACCAGGCUCCAAGAAAGCUCCCAGCAGAAGAGGUCUGUUCCUCGGAGAAUUGGGACACAUCUAGAAAGCAAAAAAGAAUCAGGAUCUGAUGGCAACAAGGCUGAAUCGCAGUCUGCUGAGAAACAGAGCUCAAACAGCAACAGCAGAACUACAGGCCCAGCGGAGAUCAUUGUGCUCAUUUCUGAUGGAGACGCUUCUGAAACGGAGUCUCACGCUUCUGGGAUUUCUUCUGUGUUACAAGUCGAAGAGCCCAUUGUAAGAGUAACCAGGAAACGGCGGGUCGUAAUUGUGCCCACCCCAAAGUCCACUGUUAGGAAAAGGCAGAAAGUAGCCCCUCAACAUGAAUCUGUUGAUGAAGGAGUUGUUUCUGAAGCAGAGUCUCAUGCUUCAGGGGUUUCGAUGGUUAUACCUUCCACAGAAAGCAGCAGCAGAAAUCAGGCUAAAUCUCAAAGAGAUUCAAGCCAAGACUCACAGUCCAGAACUGUACCUGACGCUGAGUGGGCCUGCUCAGGCACUUUAUCGUCAGAGAUCGCACCGAGGAGAACAGCCAGGAAUGUGAAGAAGAAAUUACAGUUCCCAGAUGAGAAAAAAGAUACUAAGAUUACACCAGGAAAUAAGAAGCAAAUUGUGGGUAUGUCUGUGUAUUCAGAGGACUCAGAUGCUACGCAGGCCUCUCAGUUAUCAACAAGACCACUUUCUCAGAGAAAUAUGCCAAAUAUUUCUGAGAGUGAAACUUGUAACAAUGACUUUGAUGAUUCCAUCCGCAGAAAUUCAGGGGAAAAACUGACUGCCCAAAACCAUCAAAAUUUGCAUAUUCAAGAGGAAAAACAAGCCAAUGUUGUGUCUCUUACAGAAGUCAGAAAGGAGAAUUGUAAGAGACUGGAUGAAGAGGACCCCAAAAUAACAGAGGAAAAAGUAAUUAAUGAGAUAGAUUCCCAGCUAAGUCUUUCUGAAGCUCAAGACACCAGCCUUCAGCAGUCAGUGUCUCAGAAUCAUUCAGGCACCCCAAAUAAAAAACCCACAUUCCAGCUUUCAAGUCCAGAUCGGAAGGCUCUGAUGAAAUCAUUAGAGCACAAGUUUGCAAUUGUGAACUUAGAAAGAUGGAAUGAUGAGAGAGGGGGCAGCGUAAAAAAGAGUGACUUGGCACAGCUCAAUGAUGGUGGUGACAGCAAUGAUGAGCCCACAAGUGCAGGUGUCAGUGAGGACAAGAGCAGCCAAUGUGGUAUCUGUCUUGAAUGUGAUACCAAACCAUGCAAGGCUGAACUCAGUGUGUCUCAGGAUACAGAUAGUCCUGUCAUAUUAUUUCUUAGCAGUGAUGAAAGCCAACAGUCUGACAGCAGUGAGAAUGAAAGGGACACUUUGAGUGAUGUUGAAAACAGUGGCCAAAAGGAGGCAUUAGCUGAGGACCUGGAAGAUGCCGAGUGUGACGGUGCACUGUUUGUAAUAGACAAAACUCCUGGCGUGAGUGCUGACAAAACCUUUUACCUAGAAGACAAGGCUCCAAGUGAAGCUGCCAUUGAGGAAGAAAAAGAGGAAGAGGAGAAAGAGGAGGAAAAUAGUGAAGAAGACUCAUCAGACAGUGAUGAGAAUAAGGAUGAGUCUAGUGAUGAGGAAGACUUGCUCAAUAACACCAAGUCUAAGCUUCUGAAAUUGACAAGUAGCAGCAUAGACACUGGACUGAAGUUGGAUGGUUUAUAUAUUAAUUUCAAUGUAGACAAACUGCAGCCUCACAAGAAAACUCUAACCCAGAUCGAGGAGAAAAGGAAAAAUGAGCUUCUGCAGAAAGCUGUCAUUACACCUGAUUUUGAAAAAAAAUCUUGUGUCCCACCAUAUAGUGAGUCAAAGCGUCAACUUCAGAAGCAGCGCAGGAAAGAGCGACAAAAAACAGCCGGUAAUGGUUGGUUUGGCAUGAAAGCCCCAGAACUGACAGAUGAACUGAAAAAUGACCUCAGAGCAUUAAAGAUGAGAGCAGGCAUGGACCCCAAAAGGUUUUACAAGAAAAAUGACAGAGAUGGUUUCCCUAAGUACUUCCAGGUUGGAACCAUCGUUGAUAAUCCAGCCGACUUCUACCAUUCACGAAUUCCCAAGAAACAGAGGAAAAAGACUAUUGUGGAAGAGCUACUGGCUGACUCUGAGUUCAGGAGGUAAUUGACAUUUUGUAAUGUGUGUGUUUUUCUUUAAGUACACGUAAGUUUG